Nilaparvata lugens (brown planthopper) is the source of this 1926-nucleotide messenger RNA. RefSeq names its product protein Red (gene beag). The transcript has 3 exons. The record is from RefSeq and is a predicted model, not a curated record. Gene Ontology annotation, cellular component: nucleus. Bases 417 to 1883 code for a protein of 488 amino acids. Lineage: Eukaryota; Metazoa; Arthropoda; Insecta; Hemiptera; Delphacidae. Gene Ontology annotation, biological process: mRNA splicing, via spliceosome.
CUGAUGUUUCACUUGUGUGUGUAUUCUCUGUGAUCAGAGUGUCAAAAACCGAGAAAGUGAAGUGGAUUGAAAACUACCCUUUAAAACUAAUUUAAAUUCAUAUUUCUUCAAUUAUUCUGUUAAUAAUACUGAGAAAAACAUUGAUUCAUCUUAUUAAAAUUAUUUUACUGUACAAGAGUUGUGCUUUAUCUCAGUGUUGUUGAUUUAAGUGAUUGUGAAAGAAAAGGUUAUGUUGUGAUUGAUUAUUUUGUGACUAAUAAAUUACAUAAAACUCUUGUGAAAUAGUUAUGUUUCAUCAAAUUGAGUAAUGCAUUUUAAUUUUGCUACUUUGAAAUAUUAGUAACAUCUUCUUAACCUUUUGUUUUGUUGUUGAUAAGCACAUCUAGGUCUAUUUUACUUGAAUAUACAACAACACAAUGGAUUACGAAGAAGAAAGUGAAAGGCGUCUUACAAAUGAUGACUUCAGGAAGUUGUUGAUGACUCCUAGGUCUUCUAUCCCAGCAGCUAUUCCGUCUUCAGUUCCUCAGACACCAGGCACUCAUGACACAGUCACUAGUCACCCAGAAGAAGAUGACAGGGCUGAAGCUCGUCGUAAAAAGAAGAGCUUUUACGCCAAACUCAAAAAACAGGAAGAAUGCAAAAUGGCAGAACUAGCUGAGAAGUAUAGGGAUCGAGCUAAAGAAAGACGCGAGGGUACAAACCAAGAUUACCAAGCUGAGGACCCACUAGCUUCUGCUAGUGGAUAUAGAGCUGUUGCACCCGAUGUCAAGUCAGGUCUGGAUGCUGCCGAAAGAAGACGUCAAAUGAUUCAAGAGUCAAAAUUUUUGGGAGGUGACAUGGAACAUACUCACUUGGUGAAAGGUUUGGAUUAUGCUCUUUUACAGAAAGUCAGAAGUGAGAUACAAGUAAAAGAACAAGAACAGGAAGAAGAAAUGGAGAAACUUGUUUCAAAACCCAAAAAAGAGAAAAAGAAAGAAGAAGAGGAAAUGCAAUUUAAAACCAGGCUUGGAAGAAAUGUUUACAGAGUAGCUUUGGGUAACUUUGAAGUUGAAAGAAAUCCUAUGUUUGCUCCAGGCCGCAUGGCUUAUGUUGUUGAUCUACAGGAAGAGAUGAUUGAUAGCGACAUACCCACAACGUUGAUCAGGAGUAAAGCCGAUGUUCCUAGCUUUGAAACCACUCCCACAUUAACAACCAAUGACAUAGUCAUCAACAAAUUAGCUCAAAUUCUGUCGUAUCUGAGACAAGGUCCAAGACAGUCAAAGAAAUCCAAAAGGAAGGAUAAAGCACAUGUGGAAGAACCAAUCUACCCGGAUCUCACCGAUUACGUGCCGUCCACCGAGAAACGUUCCGAGUCAAAGAAGAAGACGUCCAAGUACUUUGCGAGCGACGAGCGGGAGGAGAAGGCAGCGGCCACUGCGGCUCCGGCCGCGCCCACUUUUGCUGACAUCGACAAGAAGAAGGCGGCCGAGUCGAAGAAGGACACCAAGGCGGUCGGCAUCCUCUCCCGGCUGGCUGCCGAGCCCACCGGCUAUGCUGAGUGUUAUCCAGGUCAGGACGAGAUGCAGGACGCUAUUGACGAUUCUGACGAUGAGGUUGACUACACGAAAAUGGACCUAGGCAACAAGAAGGGGCCGGUCGGUAGAUGGGACUUCGACACUCAGGAGGAGUACAGCCAGUACAUGAACACCAAGGAGGCGCUGCCCAAGGCCGCCUUCCAGUACGGCGUCAAAAUGGCCGACGGCCGACGCACGCGCAAGUACAACAAGGAGAAGAACGAGCGCGCCGAGCUGGAUCGCGAGUGGAACAAGAUACAGAACAUCAUUCAGAAGCGCAAAGCUCCCGAAAAGGACGGAUCUUCUCACUUCAAGAUGCCCAAGUAUUAAUCAUCGACGCUAUAUUUUUCCAAUAAACGUAUGUACAUUUUUA